Cuscuta campestris is the source of this 2383-nucleotide messenger RNA. The record is from the annotation of a GenBank genome assembly. Lineage: Eukaryota; Viridiplantae; Streptophyta; Magnoliopsida; Solanales; Convolvulaceae.
UUUGGACAUCUAAUUUAAUUUUAUGAGUUUUAGAAAAUAUUUACUCCCGUAGUAUUUUUCUAGAACUGUCUGGGGUGAGCGCGGUUCACCCGGUGUAUGUAUAUCUUUAUUGCUUGUGUAGAUGUAUGAUAUGCAUGGUGGAUGAUUGUGGCUAUAGUUUAUUUGAUUAUAAUACGGCCUGCGUGUCGUGCCUUAUCUCAUAAAGUCUUGUUGUAAAUCUAUUUCUCUCCCUUACCUCAACCGAGGAUUCUUUUCUUACGUGGUGGUUAAAAGACGAAAAGAUUUGAAGACUGUUUGAAGAAAUCUAAAAGAAUGGAGAUAGCCCGAAGUCCAAGUGACCGGAAGCCAGUGGGAGCUAUCGUUUUAUUUUUCUUUUAGGGGCCACAAUCAUUACACGUUUAUUUACUGCGUUUUGUGAAUGCAUGUUGAAUGUAUGUUGAACGCUAGUAAUUGACAUGUGCGCGGCGAUGUCGAUAGGUGAGAUCGUAAUUAUAAAUCCCUUACGAAUAUUAAGUCUGUCGCCUUCUGACGCCCGGCACCUAUCCGGUUAAUGUGCACUGUCAUGUACUCAGCCUCAGCAGAGCAUAGUACGGUGUAUAUUAAGCUGGUUACGGGAACCGCCAUAGCGUGGUCGCUGUCGCACGUUGGGUUAGACUUAACUGAGUCUCGGUCAAAUGGAUGGACGACUCAGAGGCAGUAAGUUGGGGUCAUCAAUGACAAGUCGGAUGAUUUUACUCACUCAUCCAGCCAGGAGUUGGAUCUUUAUGAUUUAAUUGGAACUCUAUUCCUAACCAAAGUAGUCUGCUUUGAGAGAAAAUUAUUUUAAGUCUUCCAUUAAUAUCAUUUUGUGUAUAGAUAAUAUCUAUAAUAUUUUCUAAAUAUUAUUAGAAAUAUUUUCUAUAGAAAUAUACAAGAUUAUUAUUAUCCCAAAUUUUAAUCUUUAUAUUUUAUACUACUAUAAUCUUUACUAGCAUAAAGAUUGUGGUAGACUCCGGUGUUGUUCGUGUGUCAAAGUUGGAGACCGGACGCUUGAACGGUUACGUUUGCACUUUCAACGCUCUUCCUACGACCUCUUCGUUUUUACCGCUUACGGAGAAAGAAUCACCACUCCUCCUCCCCUCAUUUUUUUCAUCACCAUGUCAAACCAAUCCCAAACCCUCACCAAUGAAGAGCUUCAAGCCUCCAACGCUGCACUAAAAGCUCAAGUUGAGUACUUAGCAAAACAAGUGGCUCAACUCACCAAAAUGAAGCUGAAGAUGAUGGACACCCCCGAAGAAAGUGAUGAAGAACAGGAGCUGGAAACACACCCUAAGGAAGAUUCCAACACCAACACUGGAGGCAGCGUUCAUGAGAAAGGAGCCACAGACUUCAAGGUCGACCUUCCGACCUUUGAAGACAAGAACGACCCCGAUGAGUUUCUAGAAUGGCUCGAGACAAUUGAGCGUGUCUUUGAUUUCAAAGACGUGCCUGAAGACAAGAAAGUGAAGCUUGUUGCCCUUAAGCUUCGAAAAUAUGCAUCAACGUGGUGGACCAACACCUCCACCAAAAGAAGGCAUGAAGGGAAGGCUCCCGUAAAGACGUGGCUAAAGAUGCGUGCCUUGAUGAAGAAGAAGUUCUUACCCAAACAAUAUGUGAGGGAUAACUUCGCCCGGUUACAACAACUAAGGCAAGGCACCCGGACAGUGGAGGACUAUACCCGGGAGUUUGAAGAGCUUUUGAUGAGGUGUGACCUCCAAGAAUAUGACUCUCAAACGUUGGUCCGUUAUUUUUUUGGGCUUAACACCCAAAUUGCCAACGUGGUGGAGUUACAAACCUACGACACCUUUGAGGAACUUUCCAAACUAGCUCUUAAGGAGAAUGGGUUAAUGGGGAAAAUGGGCUGGCUAUUUUGGAGAAUCAUGCCACCUAGCGAUGGGAAGAUCUUCCCAUCGAUGGGUAAGCAGUCCCUCAACGAAACUGAUUUCCAGAACCAUGCCAAACAGCGAUGGGAAGUUCUACCCAUCGCUGUUAAAGCCUUGGUGCAACAUUACCACAAGGCAGAAUGCCCUUACCCAGCGAUGGGAAGCUUUACCCAUCGAUGGGAACCCAGCGAUGGGAAGGCUUAACCAUCGAUGGUUAGGCAUGACCGUUGCGAGUCAUUUAAGGCUGAUUCUUUCGUUAUUUGAAAGUCAACCUCCCACCCAGCGAUGGGAAGCAUCUACCCAUCGAUGGGUAGGUAACCGUUGGCUUCAAAACUGAAGGAAAAUUGGCUUACCAGCGAUGGGUAAGUUCCAAACAUCGAUGGGAAGCCAAAUUUAUUCAAUCCCAUAAAUCAAGCCAAUCACCCCUUUAAUGUAUUGGUCCGUUGGAGCCUAUUUUGGCACUAUAAAAAGGGGUGUUUGGG